AUGAACAACGAUUUAUGCGAAUCAAUUAUUAAUCAUGCAAAUCGAAUAUUUCUAUCAAUAGCCAAUAUGAAUGGAUAGUUAAAUGAAAAUGGCAGCAUUGCAAAUCAUAACACUACAUCAUCCAACACGUCACCAACAUAAGGGCUAGCAUUCGUAAUGUUUCUACUAUUUACUACAUAUGCAUUACUAUCACUAUUCUCUCCACAAAGAUAACCAGUCAUGCAAAAGGGCAUUAUAUAACACUAACAGAAUAAUCAUCAUCAUCAUGAUUGAUUGACUAUUGAACUCUUUUUUAUAUGACUUCUUUAGUUAUUAAUUUUAAUCAA
Molecule: messenger RNA, 326 nt
Organism: Paramecium tetraurelia
Lineage: Eukaryota; Ciliophora; Oligohymenophorea; Peniculida; Parameciidae
Exons: 2
Source: RefSeq, a predicted model, not a curated record